GAGCAAAAAAAUCCACUAAAAGUGUCACAAUUUGAAAUAUACUUGACACUACUCUCUUGUCCCAACAAAGAGUUAAAAUGGCUUCUUGGUUUGAACAAACUCCUCCAAGAAAUUACAAGAAGAAUAGAGUAAAUAAGCCAAAAAGUUUUGAUGAAUCAAUCUUUAUACCAAAAAAUUCACCAACUUCUUUUGCAACUAAUUAUGGUUACUAUUCCUACACAUACACAAAAGAGAAGAAACUUCAUCCUGUUUUUCCUUUGCCUUUGCCAUUAGAUUCACCUAAUUUCUCUACAAGAUCAAGUUGUGGAUCAUCCCCUACCUCAUCUCAGUUAAAUGAUGAUGAAGAACAAGGGAUUAGUCCACUAUUUAGUCCACUCAGAAACAAAUGCAAUGACUGGUCAAGAACAUCAAAUGAGGGUUCAAAAUCUAACUCUCCUUGCACUUCACCAACAACAUAUCCAGUAGAAUGGGAUAAGAAAUUGGAUUUUCCUAAUGGGAAACAAGAAAAGUGUAAUCAUCCGCGCCAUCCUCUUCCUCUUCCUCUUCCACCAAAUUCUUCUAUUAAUAAUAGAACAAGGCAAUGGAAGAAAGGGAAAUUGUUAGCAAAAGGGACAUUUGGAAAUGUUUAUGCUGGAUUUAAUAGUGAUAAUGGACAAAUGUGUGCUAUAAAGGAAGUAAGAAUCAUCUUUAAUGACACAACAUCGAAAGAACGUCUCAAGCAGCUAAACCAGGAGAUCACAUUGCUCAGUCAAAUCUCACAUCCAAACAUUGUGCAGUACUAUGGAAGUGAAUUGAGAGGAGAUAAAUUGUCACUCUACUUAGAGUAUGUUCCAGGAGGUUCAAUUCUCAAACUACUUCAAGAAUAUGGUCCUUUUGAAGAACAAAUUAUCAAAAGUUACACUCGAAAAAUUCUCUCCGGAUUAGUCUUCUUGCAUGAGAGAAACAUAGCACACAGGGAUAUUAAAGGAGCAAAUAUACUAGUAAAUGCUAAGGGUGAAAUCAAGCUUGCAGACUUUGGAAUGGCUAAACAUAUAAACUCAUGUUGUUUGAUGGAUUCUUUCAAAGGAAGUCCAUAUUGGAUGGCUCCAGAGCAGGUAGUAAAAGAUGCAGGAGGUUCCAGUGUUGCUGUAGAUAUUUGGAGCCUAGGUUGUACUAUUGUUGAGAUGGCAACAGCUAAACCACCAUAUGAAGGAGCAACUGCUGCAUUAUUCAAACAGGCAGAUGGGAAAGACAGUCCUGAAAUUCCCAGGAACCUCUCAGAUGAUGCAAAGAGUUUUUUGAAACUUUGCCUGCAGAGGAAUCCAAGUCACCGUUUGACAGCUGUUCAGCUGCUACAUCAUCCAUUUCUUCAGGCUUAGUGGUGACAAGGAGGAAUUAGCCACCACUCCAUCUUGAUGAGAAUCCUCAUCAACCGGACAAUUUUAUGGCUGUAGAUAUUGCUAGCUUGUAUCUCGACGAUAAAUCAACCAAGACGAGGAUAGUGAAGAGAUCCUUUUAAAGCUGUAGCAAGAUGGGAAAGAUCUGGAUAGGAGAAAUGAAGAUCAAGACUACAUGUCAAGGAAAUGAAUACGAGCUAGUUGUUAGACUACAAAGCAAAGGCAGACGGUGUGUUCAUUAGCCGGUGAUAAUAUAGUGUGAUUUCAGAGUUCAAUUCUAGCUCCGCCCCUACACAUAGAGAAAAGGUUGCGGAUGUAAGAUGUUCCACUAAGAGCAUCCCACCCUCUUGGUGGAUCAGUUGUUCUGUUCUGCCUUUACAUUUGUGUUUUACCGUAUUUCAUUCAGUUCAAUCAUGGAUGGAUGACCUUAAAAUUA
Solanum pennellii is the source of this 1812-nucleotide messenger RNA. RefSeq names its product mitogen-activated protein kinase kinase kinase 3-like. NCBI's taxonomy places the organism in Eukaryota, Viridiplantae, Streptophyta, Magnoliopsida, Solanales, Solanaceae. The record is from RefSeq and is a predicted model, not a curated record. The coding region runs from base 78 to 1358 and encodes 426 amino acids. The transcript is spliced from 10 exons. Gene Ontology annotation, biological process: protein phosphorylation. Gene Ontology annotation, molecular function: ATP binding; protein kinase activity.